Molecule: messenger RNA, 1164 nt
Organism: Penicillium mononematosum
Lineage: Eukaryota; Fungi; Ascomycota; Eurotiomycetes; Eurotiales; Aspergillaceae
Product: Rcd1-like cell differentiation family protein
Exons: 4
Coding region: 1-1164 (387 amino acids)
Biological process (GO): negative regulation of translation; mRNA catabolic process
Cellular component (GO): CCR4-NOT complex; P-body; CCR4-NOT core complex
Source: RefSeq, a predicted model, not a curated record
AUGCUUCAAGCGCAGACCCAACACGUCUUCUCCCACCAGCAUCAAUACCCUCAGGCUGAUCCUUCGUGGAUGCAGCAUCAGCAACAGCAACAGCACCACCAGGCUCAGCCGCACCCACACCAGUCGCAGCAGCAGCACGCUUCCCUAGUCGCCCAACAGCAUGCUCAGGUGCAAGCUGCAGCAGCAGCAGCACAGCAACAACACUAUGGCCGCAUUGCCAUGAGCGGCAACGGUGCUGGAAACCCCGCGCAGGGAGCCGGUGGCGCCGGCAUGGGUGGAGAUGGUAUGUCAAAUGCGGUCUCCGCCAUGGACGGUGGAAUCAGUGAGGAGAAUCGCAAGGUCUUCAUUUGGGUCGCCGAGCUAUUGGAUCCAGCUCGCAGGGAAUCGGCCUUGAUGGAACUGAGCAAGAAGCGGGAACAGGUCCCCGAACUGGCUCUGGUUAUCUGGCACUCUUUUGGUGUCAUGACGGCGCUCCUUCAAGAAAUUAUCUCGGUGUAUCCGCUCUUGAACCCUUCUCAGCUGACUGCUGCCGCGUCAAAUCGAGUCUGCAAUGCGCUGGCGCUUUUGCAAUGCGUCGCUUCCCACAACGAGACCCGCACUCUCUUCUUGAACGCUCACAUCCCUCUUUUCCUCUACCCCUUCCUCAACACCACCUCCAAGUCUCGUCCCUUCGAAUACCUCCGACUAACAUCGCUGGGCGUCAUCGGCGCAUUGGUGAAGAAUGACUCCUCUGACGUGAUCAACUUCCUCCUAACUACGGAGAUCAUUCCGCUCUGCCUUCGCAUUAUGGAGACCGGAUCAGAGCUGAGCAAAACUGUUGCUAUAUUUAUCGUACAGAAGAUUCUUCUUGAUGAUAUUGGCUUGGGCUACAUUUGCGCGACAUAUGAAAGAUUCUAUGCCGUGGGCACUGUCCUGAGCAACAUGGUUACUCAGUUGGUGGAGCAACAGACUGUCCGCCUUCUGAAGCACGUUGUGCGCUGCUUCCUUCGUCUCAGUGACAACAGCCGGGCCCGGGAGGCCUUGCGGCAAUGUCUCCCCGAACCUCUCCGGGAUGCCACGUUCUCAUCCGUCCUCCGUGACGAUGCAGCCACCAAGCGCUGCUUGGCUCAGCUCCUUAUCAAUUUGUCCGACACCGUCUCGGAUGGAGCCCCGACAGCCAUGUAA